Molecule: messenger RNA, 3763 nt
Organism: Athalia rosae (coleseed sawfly)
Lineage: Eukaryota; Metazoa; Arthropoda; Insecta; Hymenoptera; Athaliidae
Exons: 7
Coding region: 1518-3731 (737 amino acids)
Cellular component (GO): membrane
Molecular function (GO): glutamate-gated receptor activity
Source: RefSeq, a predicted model, not a curated record
GAAUUACUAUUGCAUACCAUGAAAGUAUAUAUCUAUGUAUAUAUAUAUAUGCAAUAAUAUCGAUAAUAUUAAUUUUUAUCAGUAAUAAUUGGUAGCCCUUCACGCAUAAAAUAUAUAUUUUUUUUUUUCACUUGCGUUCUCAAUAACGAAUACCGGCAGAUAUCCUCGCACUAUCAUAUACAUAUAAUGUUACAAUAUGUAUAUUACACCAGUUUUCAAUGAUCACUUUUUAAUUAUUACCUUACCCCAUGACAUACGAACACGUAUUAAUUAUAGCGCAGAAGCUAUGUAAGCUAUUAUUUCGUGCAAUUUGUGGAUAAAGGGAUGUAAAUUUUUAGCACUCGCAUGUCAGCGCUCGUCAAAACACGUUUAGGUAGGUAUUAAGAAUAUUUUUAAUAUCAUUUUUGGAAUAGGGAGAAUAAAAGUUUUUCUCGAAAAAGUGUCGAAGAGAUCGAGGAACAUCAGCCCUGAUGGGUUGUACCAAAAAAACAACAUGAAUAAAUAAAAAACAGGACCUGAUGGGGUCCUCCUUUCCGUUCAGAUUUCUCCGUGAAAAUUUCGCACUUAAAGUAGCACCAAGUUAUUAUAUAAGUUUAAAGUGAAUUUUCGCAAUGAUCUAGACAGGCAACGAACGACAUAUUUAAUUCGUUGAGGAAGAGAAAAUAAAAAUUUCGCAUCCAUUUUUGUUCCAAAUAAAUUUUUUUUUUCAUAGGGCAGCCGAAAAUAUCAUUGCGGGUAUCGACCAAUUAUUUUUUGAAAGCAAAGAGAAAUCCAUAUUCAGAAUCCGAUAACUUCGUUGUUUCGGGGUAGUGUCCCCGUGUCGCUCGAAAUUGAAGUAUGUAUAUAUUUUCAUUAUGAUCUGAUACGCGAGGUUUUAUUUGUACGUAUUUAAUGUUUCGUAACAUCAACAAAUCAAGGCAACCCAACAUUAUUCAUCGAACACAAAAAAAACAAAAUAAGGAAUAAAUAAAAUAAUAGCAAAGCUCGGUUAUUAUUUGGCAAAUAUUGUGAAAUUGUUUAUUCUUUCCCGAACAAACCUAGCGGGCCCUUUUUAUUAGGUACGUUGUUCAGUUUGGUGGAAUCCGUUAGGCGAUUUUUAUUGAAUGUAACUGGAAAGAAAAAAUACUAAUAUACAUCGAAGACGACCAGAAAGGUCGUAAUUUUGUGAUAACUUUUACCUCGACAGAUAAUAGAAACGACAAUACGACGUAUUAUACGAUCUAUUUCUAUUAGCUGGUUACUUAAUGCGCUUCGAAUAGCACUUCUCUGUUUUUUUCAUUCGGUAAAACCGUAUCGAUUGUCUCGCUAACAAUUGCCCCACAUCUUAUGCAGUUGAUACGUUGUUCCUAAUAUUUUAUUGAUACGCUUCUCUACAUUUGCGGCUCCAAUUAUCGAUCGAAAGAGACCGUCUCAUACCGCAUAAUAUUGACCUACUGAUUUUACGUCCAUCUCAAAAAUUUAUUAUGCAUUUUGUGUUAUUUUUUAUUUGAUCGACAAACUUACUUAGCGGUUACGUUAUGAAUAAGUCUGGAUGGGAUGAGGACGUUAAUAAUGAUACGGAAGAAGAAUCGGUCAGUUCGUCACCGGCACUGACAAUGAAUUUAUUUUUCCUCAGAAUAAUGUCAACGAUGUAUUUUGCGGUUCAAAUGACCUUGGGCAUUUCGAUAGCAUCCGGUAUCAUCGCCCCUCGUGACCUCGAUGAUAUGUUGAACCUUUUGGCUGAAUCUUAUUUCAACGAAAGUUGCAUCUCGAUCAUUUCUGACGAUGAUUACAGAGCGUCCAUUCGGACCCCUGUCGUCUACGUGGUUCCUUUCAACGGCGACGAAUUCGGGAGAAUUAUCCGAAAUUCGAGCGUUGACAAUGACGAAGAAAUUUAUAAACGCAGUAUUCUGGCUCCGGUUCUCGAGUUGGGGUGUUCCGGGUGCGUGUUGAAUGAGAAAAAGAGAAAAAAAAAACCGAAAUUUUACUUGGUUCCGUACUUCAGGGUUAUCAUCCAGGUGGAAAAUCCAGCCGAACAACUUCGACUUAUCGAUAAAACGUUCGUACACAUCAACCGGAGGAUCCAAAGAAAGUUCAUAUUCGUCCCCACUGUCUCCAGAGUCGGUGAAAACCGCAUCGGAAUUCAGAGCCACAUUUUGAACACGAAGAAUUUUAACUUCCGAUCGAUAUUAAAGGAAAAAUCUAUUCAGUUCAUCCCGGACGUGAUUUUUAUUAUUCCAAACCACGAACUACACAGUCUGGAUAUUUUCACUCAUCGAUUUUCAGGCCCCGAUCACGAUAGUCGGCAAGAAGUUCUUUUGAACACCUACAACAUUACCGAGAAAAAGUUCGACCUCGAAUCUGACCUGUUUCCCGACAAGGUGAAAGAUCUCGGAGGAAAGAUUCUGAAGAUUGCUACCUUCAACUACCCUCCUUACGCCGUUGUUUAUGAAAAAAAUGACACCGGUAUCCCGACCAAAAAUUACGGUGGUACGGAAUGGCAUUUUGUCGUAGAAUUUGCGAGGCUUCAUAAUUGUUCAUUGGAAGGUGUCGACACGAGCGAUGGUCUUUGGGGAACCAUUGAGGACAACUUUACGGGAGAUGGAGUGAUCGGUAACGUCUUAAUGGACGAAGCGGACAUAGGAUUAGGUGCCUUGUACACUUGGUACCACGAGUACCAUUAUCUCGACUUAACGGCGUCGACGUAUCGCUCGGGGAUAACUUGUUUGGUCCCCAGACCUGAUCAACUUCCCGAAUGGAUGUCACCGGUACGACCGUUCGCUCCAACUUCGUGGGCUUGCUUCGCGGUGAUGACUCUGGUGUCCGUAAUUUUUGUGGGACUGGUGAAUCGGGCGGAGUGGCACAUUCGACUUGAAAAAAGUGAAACGAUCGUAAAAGACGAGGAAGAGGUAAAACCAAAAAAAAAAAUGAUAAUGACCUUCUCGGACGUAUUUAUGACCGUCGCGGGUAUAUCGUUGCUCCAAGGAUUGAACAAAGAUCCAAAAGGUUCGUCUUUGGCUGCUCUUUUCAUAAUACUUCUGGUCGUUGCACUUCUCAUUGCUACAGCCUACGGGAGCAGUCUGGCGUCCGCGAUAACCGUUCCCAGGUUUGAAAAGCCAAUAGAUUCUGCCUGGGAUCUAGCGUUGAGCGGUAUUCCUUGGGCAGCUCCGCACGACGCGUGGAUAUUUUCGAUCCUCGAGGCAGACGAUCCGGAAAUGCGCAUCCUGGUUGAAAACUUUAAAACUCUGAGUCCCGAAAAGCUCCUGUGGAACUCGAUGCACUCGCCGUCGAACUGGGCAUUCUCUAUCGAAAGACUGCAAGGAGGACAUUACAGUAUCCAGGAUUAUCUGAGCAGUGGCGCCGUAGGAAAAAUGCAUCUGAUGCGGACUGACAUUUAUUGGGAAUAUUGCGUGGCCAUGCUUAGAAAAAAUUCCCCGUUCACCGAAUGGUUGAGUAAAAGGAUACUGGAAAUUCAGGCUUCUGGUAUUCCGCAAUAUUGGGAAACUGACGUCGUACUCAAGUACCUUGAUACUCGAACGCAAUUGGCCGUUUCCGGAGGGAAUCACGGAAAUUCCGGUCCAGUCAGAAUGUCAGCCAAUCAGGUGCAGGGGACUUUUUUCAUUCUACUAAUCGGCUUACUCCUGAGCUUCCUUGUCUUCUUGUACGAAAUAUUCACCGGCAAACCAAAAAUACUAUACGCUGAAAAGAAUUUUAGUGGAGGCAAAUCCAUUUCAUUGCGAAGAACAAAAUGAAAUAUCAUCGGAUUACUAUAAUUAUUCAUUUC